Messenger RNA from Daphnia pulex (common water flea), 2642 nucleotides. RefSeq names its product ralBP1-associated Eps domain-containing protein 2-like (gene Reps). Gene Ontology annotation, cellular component: plasma membrane; cytoplasm. Lineage: Eukaryota; Metazoa; Arthropoda; Branchiopoda; Diplostraca; Daphniidae. The coding region runs from base 331 to 2100 and encodes 589 amino acids. Gene Ontology annotation, biological process: endocytosis; endosomal transport. Gene Ontology annotation, molecular function: protein binding; calcium ion binding. The record is from RefSeq and is a predicted model, not a curated record. The transcript is spliced from 7 exons.
ACAGCUGUUCGCUCUGCGUUUAUUUGACACCAGAGGGCUUUGCUUUAAGAGUACUCGCAUGCGACUCAUUCUUCAGGAAUAACGGCGAUAGAUCCUUCAGAAAUUUUGAUUGUCUAGUGGUAUUGGUUUUCACCUUUCAGACCUGUGGGGCAAAUGUAACAGUUGAAGACGAAGGAAAACUCAUUGGCGAAAUUGCAAAUUUAGUUGAAACCGUUAGGUUCUUACGGUUGGUCGAGGGGAAAACGAAAUCUCUGUGACAUCGUUUGUUGGUGCCUGCAUGAAACUGUCGUAGCGAGUUUUUUGUUUUUCAAUAAAAAUCGAUGACCCAUCAUGUUGGCCAGCAGUAAAAUUUUACCUCUCAAUGUUGAUGUGGAAACUGGUAAUCACACAGUGAACAGUGAAACUGACAUACUCUCGACUAGUUCUCCCAAAUGCCACUCCUUGGUGCACACUGUUCACCAACCUAGGACAAGGAAUCUGCACCACCAUGCAAGGGGAAAUAAAAAGAUGCCUCCAAAGAGUCCAGAUCUGAUAGAACUCUCUGAUGCAGGCCAGUCACCAGUUUCGGUACUAGAAGAUGACAGCAGCCCAGGUGUGACAACUGAUGCUGAUAGUGAAGAUCCUUCUUACUGUGAUACAGAAUCUCCUACACCAACUAAUAGUGCUGUAACUAUCGACCCUAAAAACUACUGGCAAGGAGCAGAAGAGCAUAGGGAGUUGUUAGCAACAGAAGGUGAAGAAGAAGAUGAUGAUGAAGAACAAGUUGAUCAAGAUGACCAACGAGACAUAGAAUUGGUAGAUAUCAACAGUUCUGAUUCUGAAGUAGGAACUUCAAAUAAUCCAAGUAGUGAUUCUGAUGGUGGCAAUCUCUCUUACUCAAAUGAUGUAGAUGACAUUGAUGAAGAAGAAUUGUGGAAAAUAAAUCCUGACCAGUUAUCCUAUUACAAAGUUCAGUUCAAGACACUUCAAACUGACCCAAAUGGACUAAUUGGAGGUUCUCAAGCCAAGCAAUUCUUUGAAAAGUCCCGAUUGCCAACCGCGGAACUCUCUCAUAUUUGGCAACUCAGUGAUGUGACCAAGGAUGGGGCUCUGUCUUUAAGUGAAUUUUGCACUGCUAUGCAUUUGGUGGUAUUGCGAAGGAACAAAAUUAUGUUGCCCAAGCAGUUGCCUCCAGCAUUAGAUCCAUUGCAAAUGUUUGAAGCUUCACCGCAACCAUCUCUGUCGUCAGCCGUUUCGACUGUGGCAACUACAAUCAAUGAUAAAGAUCCGCAGAAUACCCAAGGGAAACCCUCCUCAUCUAGCCUACAAUCUGCUGUCGAUGGUUCUGGCACUGCUCAGCAUUGGACCAAAUUUGUCGACUCCCCUACAGGAUCGGUGGCAUCCCCCGGUCCCCAACCAGUGAAUUUUGAUUUCAAACGAGCCCAAGUCCAAGUGGAACAGGAUCCACGAAUUCUCCACCCAGUCGCCUUACGGUUAACGCCCGAGUCACAACAAUUGUCAGAAAUAGGCCCUUCUUCAGGCGCCGUUUCCCUGCCCCAAACUUCGACUGUUAAUUCCCUAGGAAACAACUUGACUAGCCACGUGACUUCUAUCCCUUCUGCAGCUUCAAUUGCUAGCUCAUCGGUGGGCAAGAAGGAACCACCACCUCCUCCUCCACCUCGACCGUACAGAGGACACGCCAGGAGUUCCUCGUUGGAUCUCAACCAACUUGGUCGCAAUACCGGACUGAAUUCUGCGGCACCUCCCGCCGUUCCUCCUCGUGUCUCUCCCAGUAUGGGCUCCCCAAGGAAAGAAAAUGAGUCAAGCAAUCAAAGUACUGGUGGUGGGGCAUUCCAAGUUUAUCGGAGACCCACCGGGCCAAUCGCCGUUCCUGUUGUCAGCACUUGCGCAACUCCGGAAAAGAAACCCGCUGUAUUAUCCAAUACCACCUCGACGGCUACCAAAAGCCUGACUUCGGUCAUCGAGGAUCACCAACGGCGGGGUGAAGUUCUCCGGAAACAGCAACAAAUCUUGACCAAGCAGCUGUUUGACAUCCAGGAAGAGAAAAAUCACCUUGAGCUCCGUCUACAAAAACUGCACGUAUCCGAUUCUCAGUGUUAGAUGAUUUCAACCGAACGAACUGCCAGUGCUUUAUUGUCGACCGGGAGGCUAGGUGUUGUGAGGUUGGUGAAGUAUCAAGCCAAAGUCAACGAGUGUGAACGGUUUUUUCUCUCUCUCGCUUUUCCCCAAGCGGCUAUUUUUUUACCACAUUAGCAUUCUAUGGAGCUGAAGUUAAAAAGAGAAAUUGGCAGCUUCUGUGUUCUCUGACGAAGGAAGUGGAAAAAGAAUUGAAAUAUGUAAUUGUUAGUUUGUUAUCCCUUUUUUCCUAGUUUGUUAUUUUUGAAGAUAUGCUUCCGUCGUCUUCUUUUCUUGAUUAAAAUUUUUUCGCUCUUUCGUCCACUCUCUUGCACAUGUGUCGGGAACAUUGUGGAUUACGGUAUUCGCACACACACCUCUCAUCCACCUCUCGGUCAUAUUAUAUCUAAAUCUCUCCUAAAUGUACAUUUAAUUAUUCCACCCGUUGCCUCCCCGCCAGCCCUUUUCCUUGCUUCCCCUUCACCAUGCCAUCAAACGACUGGCUAUAAUAAAUCAAAUAACCAAUG